Messenger RNA from Triticum turgidum subsp. durum (durum wheat), 654 nucleotides. NCBI's taxonomy places the organism in Eukaryota, Viridiplantae, Streptophyta, Magnoliopsida, Poales, Poaceae. The record is from the annotation of a GenBank genome assembly.
AUGAUGACUCCGACUCCGAGCAGCGUCAUCCAGGCCAAGCUGGUGGGUGCUGCUGGGGGACCUGGGCGCCGGGAAGACGAGCAUCGUCGUCCGGUUCGUCAAGGGGCUCUACUACGAGUGCCAGGAGUCCACCAUCGGUGCGGCCUUCUUCUCGCAGGCGCUGCCCGUCAGCCGCGGCGGCGAGGACGCCACCGUCAGGUUCGACAUCUGGGACACCGCCGGCCAGGAGCGCUACCACAGCCUCGCCCCCAUGUACUACCGCGGGGCCGCCGCCGCCGUCGUCGUCUACGACAUCACCAGCAUGGUUGUUCGAUUUUUUCGCUGCGUGGGUGUCAGGAUUCGUACAUCCGGGCAAAGAGGUGGGUGGACGAGCUUCAGAGACAAGGGAACCCACAUCUGGUGAUGGCGUUAGUGGGCAACAAGGUCGAUCUGGAAAAAAAGAGGAAGGUUGGCACACAGGAGGCGCUGGAGUACGCGGAGCGGAACGGCCUCUUCUUCCUGGAGACGUCGGCCAAGACGGCGCAGAACGUCGGCGAGCUCUUCUACGAGCUAGCCGAGAGACUGGUGAAGGUGCGGCCGAACCAUCCGGCCGGGAUGGUCCUGCACGACGGCCAGCGCGGCGUCGGGGGGCGGUGGUUCUGCUGCUCCGGGUGA